AUGACAAAGCUCAGUGCCCAAGUGAAAAGUUCUCUAAACAUCACCACUCCUGGAAUACAGAUAUGGAGGAUAGAGGCCAUGAAGAUGGUGCCUGUCCCCAGCAACUCCUUUGGAAGUUUCUUUGAUGGAGACUGCUACAUUGUCUUGGCUGUGAGUACACAGGGAACGAGCACUCUUUCUUAUGACAUUCAUUACUGGCUGGGCCAGGCUUCAUCCCAAGAUGAGCAGGGGGCAGCUGCCAUCUACACCACCCAGAUGGAUGACUUCCUUAAGGGCCGAGCCGUCCAACAUAGAGAGGUCCAGGGCCAUGAGAGUGAUAUCUUCAGGGCCUACUUCAAGCAAGGACUUGUGAUACGGAAAGGAGGGGUGGCCUCCGGCAUGAAGCAUGUGGAAACCAACUCAUAUGAUAUUCAACGUCUGCUACAUGUCAAAGGCAAGAGGAAUGUGAUGGCCGGAGAGGUGGAGAUGUCAUGGAAGAGUUUCAACCGAGGGGAUGUUUUCCUUCUGGACCUGGGCAAACUCAUCAUACAGUGGAAUGGCCCAGAGAGCAACCGAAUGGAAAGGAUCAAGGGGAUGAACCUGGCAAAGGAGAUCCGGGACCAGGAACGGGGUGGCCGGGCGUAUGUUGGAGUGGUGGAGGGUGAUCGGGAAGCUGAAUCACCUGAGCUAAUGGAAGUGAUGAAGCAUGUGCUUGGCCAGAGAAAGGAACUGAAGGCAGCCAUCCCUGACAAUGUGGUAGAACCAGCUCUCAAGGCUUCCCUGAAACUCUACCAUGUGUCUGAUGCAGAAGGCAAAUUGGUGGUAAAAGAAGUGGCCACUCGUCCUCUCACUCAGGACCUACUUCACCAUGAGGACUGCUACAUCCUAGACCAGGGAGGUCUGAAGAUCUAUGUGUGGAGGGGGAAGAAGGCAAAUGCUGAGGAGAGGAAAGGAGCCAUGAACCAUGCUCUGAACUUCAUCAAGGCCAAAAAGUACCCAGCCAGCACCCAAGUGGAAGUUCAGAAUGAUGGUGCAGAGUCAGCUGUUUUCCAACAGCUUUUCCAGAAGUGGACAAUUCCCAAUCGAACUUCCGGCCUCGGCAAAACCCACAGUGUGGGCUCUGUGGCCAAAGUGGAACAGGUAAAGUUUGAUGCAGAAUCCUUGCACGUCAUGCCUCAAGUGGCUGCCCAGCAGAAGAUGGUGGAUGAUGGAAGUGGGGAGGUUCAGAUGUGGAGGAUUGAGAACCUGGAGCUAGUGCCAGUGGAACCCAAAUGGCUGGGACACUUCUAUGGUGGGGACUGCUACCUGCUGCUCUACACUUACCUAAUUAAUGAGAAGAAGAACUACCUAAUCUACAUAUGGCAGGGCAGCUCUGCUACUCAGGACGAGAUUGCAGCCUCAGCAUAUCAGGCAGUCAACUUGGACCAGAAGUACAAUGACGAGCCUGUCCAGAUUCGUGUGCCCAUGGGCAAGGAACCCCCUCAUCUCAUGGCCAUCUUCAAAGGACGCAUGGUGAUCUAUCAGGGGGGCACCUCCCGGUCAGGAAACACUGAGCCUGUGCCUUCUACCAGGCUGUUCCAAGUUCGAGGAACAAAUGACAAGAACACCAAAGCAAUAGAGGUGUCUGCCCAGGCCAGUUCCCUCAACUCUAAUGAUGUCUUCAUUCUCAAGACCCAAUCUUGUUGCUACCUGUGGUGUGGGAAGGGCUGUAGCGGUGAUGAGAGAGAGAUGGCGAAAUCUGUGUCAGACAUCAUCUCGAGAAUGGAGAAGCAGGUGGUGGUAGAGGGGCAAGAACCAGCCAGCUUUUGGCUUGCCCUGGGCGGAAGGGCACCCUAUGCUAGCAGCAAGAGACUACAGGAGGAAACCCUUUCUAUUGUGCCUCGACUCUUUGAGUGCUCCAAUCAGACGGGCCGCUUCCUGGCUACAGAAAUUCCUGAUUUUAAUCAGGAUGAUCUGGAAGAAGAUGAUGUGUUUCUGCUGGAUGUCUGGGAUCAGGUUUUCUUCUGGAUUGGGAUGUACGCCAAUGAAGCAGAGAAGAGAGAUUCGGUGAUCAUGGUGCAGGAGUAUUUGAAGACACACCCCAGCGGGCGUGAUCCCCAGACACCCAUUGUGGUGGUGAAGCAGGGACAUGAGCCCCCAACCUUCACCGGGUGGUUCAUGGCAUGGGAUCCUUUCAAGUGGAAUAAUGCCAAAUCUUAUGAAGAUCUGAAGGCAGAACUGGGAAACAAAAACAACCUGAACCAGAUUACAGCUGAGAUAACCAGUCCUAAGCCAGAUAUAUUUAAGGCUGACACGAACUUUUCUUCUGGACCUUUGCCAACUUUCCCACUGGAGAUGCUUCAGAACAAACCUGUAGAAGAAUUACCUGAGGGGGUGAAUCCUAGUAGAAAGGAGGAACACUUGUCUGGGGAAGACUUCAAUCGGGUUUUCGGGAUGUCUCCAGCUGCCUUUUCUGCCCUGCCACAGUGGAAACAACAGAAUCUGAAGAAGGAGAAAGGGCUGUUUUGAAGAGGAGGGUAGCUAAAAGUCCACAAGGCAGCUUACCCAUCUCUCAAGGCAGCACUAUCAACUUUUGUUUUGUUUACUGCUAUUGCUAUGCCAAAUAAAAUGACAUUACUUUUAAACCAA
Sarcophilus harrisii (Tasmanian devil) is the source of this 2607-nucleotide messenger RNA. It is a transcript of the gene VIL1, whose product is annotated as villin 1. The record is from RefSeq and is a predicted model, not a curated record. Gene Ontology annotation, cellular component: cytoplasm; lamellipodium; actin cytoskeleton. Gene Ontology annotation, biological process: actin filament severing; cytoskeleton organization; barbed-end actin filament capping. Lineage: Eukaryota; Metazoa; Chordata; Mammalia; Dasyuromorphia; Dasyuridae. The transcript is spliced from 19 exons. Bases 1 to 2487 code for a protein of 828 amino acids. Gene Ontology annotation, molecular function: phosphatidylinositol-4,5-bisphosphate binding; actin filament binding.